Messenger RNA from Nerophis lumbriciformis (worm pipefish), 2187 nucleotides. Lineage: Eukaryota; Metazoa; Chordata; Actinopteri; Syngnathiformes; Syngnathidae. The record is from RefSeq and is a predicted model, not a curated record.
AUGUCGAAUCCUGGGACUCGGAGGAACGGAUCCAGCAUCAAAAUCCGACUGACAGUAUUAUGUGCCAAGAACCUCGCAAAGAAAGACUUCUUUCGUCUACCAGAUCCUUUUGCCAAGGUUGUGGUAGACGGAUCAGGUCAAUGCCACUCAACAGACACAGUCAAGAGCACACUGGACCCCAAAUGGAAUCAGCACUACGACCUCUACAUUGGAAAGGCAGACUCAAUCACUAUCAGUAUAUGGAACCACAAGAAGAUCCAUAAACGGCAGGGGGCAGGCUUCUUGGGGUGCAUUAGACUUCUUUCAAAUGCCAUCAGCAGAUUAAAAGACACAGGCUACCAGCGGCUAGAUCUUUGUAAACUGAACCCCUCAGACAGUGAUGCAGUGCGGGGGCAGAUUGUAGUGAGCCUGCAGACAAGAGACCGCAUAGGUAGUGGAGGGCCUGUGGUGGACUGUCGAGGUCUCUUGGAAAAUGAUGGGCCUGUGUUAGAAGGAUGUUUCAGUGAAGAACCACUGCCUUAUUCUGAUCCCACUGGUGCUGCGGGUGGUGGGAAUUGCCGUCUCGACUCACCUAGUCAAGAAAACCGUCUUCAAUCCCAGCGAAUCAGAGCACAGGAUUCCCGAGGCCAUGGUCACACACCUCAGAACAGACCUCAUGGGAACCAGCCGCCUGACCUACCUGAAGGAUAUGAGCAAAGAACAACAGUACAGGGUCAGGUGUAUUUCCUUCAUACACAGACCGGCGUCAGCACCUGGCAUGACCCUCGGAUACCAAGAGACCUGGCGAGUGUAAGCUGUGAGGAGCUUGGUCCAUUGCCAGUGGGCUGGGAGGUCCGAAGCACAGUGUCGGGACGCAUUUACUUCGUGGACCACAACAACAGAACCACACAGUUCACAGACCCACGUUUACAUACAAUCAUCAGCCAGCAAUCUCAAGUGAAAGAAUCCUCACAGGUCCCUCAAAUGGAUGUGGGGGUUGAAGAAGGUGGAUUUGGAGGAAUAGGCAGUGGUGUCGGGGGAGAUGGAGACGUGGCGGCACGCUAUGAGAGAGAUUUGGUUCACAAAUUGAAGCUGCUGCGCCACGAGCUCUCCCUGCAGCAGCCACAAGCUGGUCACUGUCGUAUCGAGGUGUCUCGUGAGGAGAUUUUUGAGGAGUCAUAUCGGCAGAUUAUGAAGAUGAGGCCCAAAGAUUUGAAGAAGCGUCUCAUGGUUAAAUUUAGAGGAGAAGAGGGCCUGGAUUACGGCGGUGUGGCAAGAGAAUGGCUGUACCUAUUGUGUCAUGAAAUGUUGAACCCUUAUUACGGCCUGUUCCAGUACUCCACAGACAAUAUCUACACGUUACAGAUCAACCCAGACUCCUCCAUUAACCCUGACCACCUAUCAUAUUUCCACUUUGUGGGCCGUGUAAUGGGGCUGGCAGUUUUUCAUGGUCACUACAUCAAUGGGAGCUUCACACUGCCCUUCUACAAACAGCUGCUAGGAAAACCCAUUCAGCUCAAUGACCUGGAGACCACCGACCCCGAGUUGCAUAAGAGUCUUGUCUGGAUAUUAGAGAACGACAUCACUUCUGUCCUCGACCACACAUUCUGCGUGGAGCAUAAUGCCUUUGGGAAGUUCCUCCAACAUGAACUCAAACCUAAUGGCCGUAACAUCCCUGUCACUGAGGAGAACAAGAAGGAAUAUGUGAGGCUUUAUGUGAACUGGAGGUUUAUGCGAGGAAUUGAAGCCCAGUUCUUGGCUCUCCAGAAAGGAUUUAGUGAGCUUAUCCCCCAACAUCUCCUAAAACCUUUUGACCAUAAGGAACUUGAGCUGAUUAUCGGCGGAUUGGGGAAAAUCGACCUGGCUGACUGGAAGACCAACACGCGCCUGAAGCACUGUACAAGUGAGAGCAAUGUGGUGCGGUGGUUCUGGCAGGCGGUGGAGGCUUUCAGCGAGGAGAGGAGAGGACGUCUGCUGCAGUUUGUCACAGGCUCCACCCGCGUCCCGUUACAGGGGUUCAAAGCACUGCAGGGUUCUGCAGGACCAAGACUAUUUACUAUCCAUUUGAUAGACGCCAACACUGACAACCUGCCCAAGGCGCACACGUGUUUCAACAGGAUAGACAUCCCACCCUACGAGUCUUACGAGAAACUUUAUGAGAAACUGCUGACUGCUGUGGAGGAGACAUGUGGCUUCGCUGUGGAGUGA